CAUGCUGGGGUUGAUGGCUGCCGCCUCGCAAGCCCUUCCUUUGGGCUUACUACACCAGAGACCUCUGCAGGCCUGGUUCAAUGCCUUCGCGUUGCACCCGCGGAGAGACAAGCACCUCAGGUUGAGGGUAUCCCGAACCUGCUGGGAGGCAUUACGCUGGUGGAAAGUUCAGUCGAACAUCCGCCAGGGCGUGCGCUUGGGUCCCAUCUUCCGAAGGGAAGUUAUCACAACCGACGCUUCCAACCAAGGUUGGGGAGCAGUCUGGAACGGGACAGGGACCCGUGGAGUGUGGUCAGGACCCUGGAGGUCAGCCCACAUCAACGCUCUGGAACUCAGAGCAGUGGACCUCGCCCUUCGGCACUUCUUGCCAGUGCUUCUAGACAAGCACGUGUUAGUGCGGUCAGACAACACCACAGUAGUGGCGUAUAUCAAUCGCCAGGGCGGAUUGCGGUCCCCCGGUCUUCACCGGAUGGUAACGCGGCUGUUGCUCUGGGCUCAACCGCGUUUAGCCUCUCUGCGUGCAGUUCAUCUGCCGGGCAGAGUCAAUUACGCAGCGGAUCUCCUGUCCAGAGGAGGUCCUCUUGCAGGCGAAUGGCGUCUUCACCCUCGGGUGGUAGAGCGCAUCUGGGAAUGGUUCGGCACAGCGCAAGUCGAUCUCUUCGCUUCGCGAGAGACCACGCACUGCCCCCUAUGGUUCUCGGUGAAGGACCUCGACAGCCCCCUGGGGGUGGAUGCACUGGCUCACGAAUGGCCGCCAGGGCUCCUGUAUGCCUUUCCACCGAUUCCGAUGCUCCCCGCCUUCUUGGAGAAGGUCAGGGUAGAGCGAGCGACAGUGAUUCUGAUCGCUCCUCGGUGGCCUCGGAGAAUAUGGUUCCCGAGUCUAGUGCAAUUACUGCACGGCCGCCCGAGGGAGCUCCCUCUGCGAGCGGACCUGUUGUCCCAAGCUCAAGGAGAGCUUUGGCAUCCGAACCCCAAACUCAUGCAGCUAUGGGCUUGGCCCCUGAGCGGGAGCGCCUGUCAGCCUUAGGGCUUUCGACUGCAGUUAUAUCGACCAUCCAGAGUGCGAGAGCGCCCUCUACUAGGUCGCAGUAUGCGUAUAAGUGGCAGUUGUUUCAGAGUUGGUGUCUGGCUGAGAGCCACGACCAAGUCUCCUGUCCUAUGGCAGUAAUAUUGCAGUUUCUGCAGAAACUGCUGGAUGAAGGGAAAUCUCCUUCUACACUUAAAGUGUAUUUGGCCGCCAUUUCGGCUUGUCAUGUACGCAUUGACGGUUUAUCACCUGGUUGCCAUUUUUUGGCAUCUCAGUUUCUGAAAGGCGCAAGACGCUUGCGGCCUCCAAGAACGACCAGUUUACCGUCUUGGAGCCUUGAUGUGGUGCUAGAAGCCCUUACCAACGCACCAUUUGAGCCUCUCCACAGCGUGGAUAUGAAGCUCAUAUCUAUUAAGACUGCAUUUUUGCUGGCUGUGGUAUCAGCAAAACGCGUGAGCGAGUUACAUGCACUUUCAGUGCAUCCUUCUUGUACUCGUUUUGCAGGAGACGGUUCUAAGGUCUCCAUGCGCCCUAAUCCGGCCUUUUUACCAAAGGUUAUAUCCCCGUUCCACAUGAACCAGUCAGUCGAGUUGAUGGCGUUCCAUCCUCCUCCUUUUUCUUCCCCAGAGGAAGAGCGGUUACACAUGCUCUGCCCCGUGAGGGCAUUGAGGUGUUAUAUCGACCGUACAAAGACUGUGAGGCAGACGGAACAGUUGUUCAUAUGCCAUGGUUCUAGAUCUUUGGGUCAGCCGCUGUCUAAACAGCGCCUUUCCCACUGGAUAGUGGAUGCUAUUAAAUUAGCGUAUGAAUCUGCAGGCCUUCCACCACCAGGGCAGUUGAAGGCGCAUUCUACCAGGGGUAUGGCGACAUCCUGGGCCCUCUUUCGAGGGGUGCCGGUGUCUGAUAUUUGCGCGGCAGCCAGUUGGGCUACGCCGCAUACUUUCAUGAGGUUUUACAGGUUAAAUGUACUGGAUUCCUCUGCUCCACUGUUUGGAGCAUCUGUUUUACACUCUACGACGCCUCAGGAUGCGGACGUAUAGAGUGGUUGAUAGCAUGGUGUUGACUGUUCCACCUUUAAGACAGGUGUCAUUACGAGCAUAGACGCUGAGGCGCAGCUCCGCAUAUGCCUAGAUGUACUGCCUACGCAGUUGCGUUAUGACGUAAGUCUGUCCUACUGCCGAGAAUCCUCCCUCGCGACAGCUAGGGUACACUGUAUCCCAUGUUGAUGGUUAUUUUCGACUUGAAAGGGAACGAUAGGUUGCGGAUGCAACCCCGGUUCCCUGAAAGAGAAAAUAACCAUCAAGCUGCGAGGUCGCUCCGGUAGCCUUCACGGCCUGAAGAGCAAAAGAGGAAGUGCAUCCCCACGC
Messenger RNA from Acipenser ruthenus (sterlet), 2394 nucleotides. RefSeq lists its product as uncharacterized. Gene Ontology annotation, molecular function: DNA binding. The transcript has a single exon. The coding region runs from base 592 to 2067 and encodes 491 amino acids. Gene Ontology annotation, biological process: DNA integration; DNA recombination. The record is from RefSeq and is a predicted model, not a curated record. NCBI's taxonomy places the organism in Eukaryota, Metazoa, Chordata, Actinopteri, Acipenseriformes, Acipenseridae.